Molecule: messenger RNA, 2111 nt
Organism: Panicum virgatum (switchgrass)
Lineage: Eukaryota; Viridiplantae; Streptophyta; Magnoliopsida; Poales; Poaceae
Product: thaumatin-like protein 1
Exons: 3
Coding region: 320-1252 (310 amino acids)
Biological process (GO): defense response
Cellular component (GO): extracellular region
Source: RefSeq, a predicted model, not a curated record
CAUCAUGAUCUAUAAAUGGCCAGGUGUGCAACGGAGUGAGCCUACAGCCUACACCAACCCUCCCCUCUCCGCCAGUCCUCCCACUCCGCAGUCUUGCACUGCACGACCCCGGUGCUGGUGGGCAGUGGCGCCACAUCCUCCCUCCUCCGCCGGCUUCGCCUCUCAGCCAACCGCCGCUGCUUACCCCAUAUAGUUAGCUCAAACUGCCAUUUCAAGCACUUGCCGGUCACCCUUGCCAAAAUUGAUGAGCCUCCUGUUCCUGUCUGGCACAAGCAUUUAAAAAUUGCUGGAGCUCGAUUUCGUAGAAAGUCAGUGUCCGAUGGCUUCUUUGAUCAGCUCGUCGGCUUCAGUUCUCAGCCUGUCGUUCGUGAUCCUGUCGACCUUUCAAGGGGCGGUGGCCGGGAUCACGUUCACGUUCACGAACCGGUGCGGCGGCACGGUGUGGCCGGGGGUGCUGGCCAACUCGGGGAGCUCGCCGCUGCAGACGACGGGGUUCGCGCUGGGCGCGGGCGAGGCGCGGUCGCUGACGGUGCCCGCGGGGUGGUCGGGCCGGUUCUGGGCGCGCACGGGCUGCGCCUUCGACGCGUCCGGCAAGGGGUCGUGCGCGACGGGGGACUGCGGGUCCGGCGAGGUGGAGUGCCACGGCCGGGGCGCCGCGCCGCCGGCGACGCUGGCGGAGUUCACGCUGGGCGGCAGCGGGGGCAAGGACUACUACGACGUGAGCCUGGUGGACGGGUACAACCUGCCCAUGGUGGUGGAGGCGGCAGCGCCCGGGUGCCCCGUGACGGGGUGCCUGGUGGACCUCAACGAGCGGUGCCCCGCGGAGCUGCGCGCCGGGCAGGGGCCGGCGCAGGCGUGCCGCAGCGCGUGCGAGGCGUUCGGCCGCCCCGAGUACUGCUGCAGCGGCGACUACGGCAACCCGGACACGUGCCGCCCCUCCGUCUACUCGCAGAUGUUCAAGACGGCGUGCCCGCGCUCCUACAGCUACGCCUACGACGACGCCACCUCCACCUUCACCUGCACCGCCACCGACUACUCCAUCACCUUCUGCCCGCCGCGAGCCGGCACGCCCAACAGCCAGAAGGCGACCAAGGACCCCUCGCCGAGGCCCAACGACGUGCAGCUGGAGGGCGACUCCUGGCUGGCGAGCCUGGCGACCGGCGAGAUGGACGGCGCGACGUCGACGGCGGUGGCGUCGUUGCAGCUCCAGGCCGCGUUUGCCACGGCCGCAGUCGUUGCCUUGCUGAUAUGACGGAAGGGGCUCGCAGCCCUCGCGUGGCGAGACGGCGGCUCUCGAUCGGCAGCGGGAGUGGCCGGAGUCGCUUUCGGGAUUCAAUACAGGAUUGGAGCAAGUAGGAUGAAGACGUGAAGCAUAUUCCUUUUAGCCUUUUGUCUUGUGGAUAGAGGAGUUGACGAGGUGGCAACUAUACAGCUUCUAGUGCUACGGUGACGGUGUCGGUCAACAAGCACGCUCUGCAUUAGGCCCUGUUUAGAUGUUUACCCUUUAACCUUGUAAACGCAAAAAAAAACAUCACAUCGAAUGUUUUAACACAUGCAUGAAGUACUAAAUGAAGUCUAUUUAUAAAACCUUUUGCAUGAAUGGGCUGUACAUCACGAGACGAAUCUAAUGAGCCUACUUAAUACAUGAUUUGCAACAGUGAUGCUACAGUAACCAUCCGCUAAUUAUAGAUUAAUCAUGAAUUAGUUAGCAUCAUUAAAUUCGUCUCGCGAUUUACAACCCAUCUGUGCAAAAAAUUUUGUAAAUAGACUUUAUUUAAUACUUCAAAUUAGUAAGAUUCUAUCGCAAAUUUUUUUGCGUUGGAACUAAACACAGCCUUAGUUUAUUUUCGAUCCCUUCAGCAACACACAUGUCACUCCAGUUUCUUUUUUUCCCUGUAUACACUGUUUAUUUAUUUCCUUAUUCUUCUUCUAUCUCUUCUUGUCACAUGCAGCAUUCUAAGUAGAGAAGUAUAGCAAGAUUUAGCACACCUACUCGCCAUGUCUUGAUUUGGUGUUUUACUUUUCUGAAAGUUUGAGAUAUGGAUGACACCAAGGACUUUGAUAUUCCUUGACAUUUGUUCUCGCUCACUUCUUAUGCUUUCCAACACUGA